AUGGAGGCACUUAUCUGCAAGGAUCUGGGUGAUCCAGCAGCAUCAGUGGGUUCGCCUAUUGUGGUGAGUCGAAGCGAACCAAUUCCUCAGUUGGAAUCUCCUACAGCGGUGAGGGUGAGGGUGAAAGCCACGAGCUUGAACUAUGCCAAUUACCUCCAGAUUUUAGGCAAGUACCAAGAGAGGCCUCCCCUUCCCUUCAUCCCCGGCUCUGAUUACUCAGGCAUUGUUGAUGCUGUGGGAUCCCAGGUCUCCAAGUUCAGGGUGGGUGACCCUGUUUGUUCCUUCGUCUCCCUUGGCUCAUUUGCUCAGUUCAUCGUCGCCGACCAGUCCCAUCU
Messenger RNA from Carica papaya (papaya), 335 nucleotides. The record is from RefSeq and is a predicted model, not a curated record. Lineage: Eukaryota; Viridiplantae; Streptophyta; Magnoliopsida; Brassicales; Caricaceae.